CGGCGGGGGGGCGAGCGCUGUUCAGUAGCGGCGGCGACGGUGCCGCGUCCACAGCGCUAUGGCGUCCGUCGCCGCAUGGCUCCCGUUUGCCCGCGCCGCGGCCAUCGGCUGGGUGCCCAUCGCGACCCACCCGCUCCCGCCACCGCCCGUCCCCAAAGAUCGCCGCCGCGCCGAAGACGAGAAACUCCUCAUCAAUGUCUCCGGACGCCGCUUCGAGACAUGGCGGAAUACGCUCGAGAAAUAUCCCGACUCCCUACUCGGCUCCUCAGAAAGAGAGUUCUUCUACGACGAGGACAGCAGAGAAUAUUUCUUCGACAGAGAUCCUGAUAUAUUCAGGCAUAUACUCAAUUAUUACAGAACAGGGAAGUUGCAUUACCCAAAACAUGAGUGUUUGACAGGUUACGAUGAGGAGUUGGCCUUCUUCGGCAUCCUCCCAGAUGUGAUUGGAGAUUGUUGUUAUGAGGACUAUAGGGAUAGAAAGAGGGAGAAUGCCGAGAGGCUCAUGGAUGAUAAACUCAGUGAGGCGGGAGACCAGAGUCUCCCGCAGCUCACAGACUUGAGGCAGAAGAUGUGGCGGGCAUUCGAGAACCCACACACUUCGACGGCCGCUUUAGUAUUUUAUUAUGUGACUGGAUUUUUCAUUGCCGUCUCCGUGAUGGCGAACGUUGUGGAGACAGUUCCGUGCGGGCACAGGCCUGGCCGCGCGGGUACGCUGCCCUGUGGUGAGCGGUACAAAAUAGUAUUCUUCUGUUUGGACACGGCGUGCGUGAUGAUAUUCACUGCCGAAUACCUGCUGCGACUAUUCGCGGCGCCGGACCGCUGUAAGUUCGUCCGGUCCGUAAUGUCCAUCAUCGACGUAGUCGCGAUAUUGCCUUACUACAUCGGGCUCGGGAUCACGGACAACGAUGAUGUGUCCGGGGCAUUCGUUACGUUGCGAGUGUUCAGAGUGUUCCGUAUCUUCAAAUUCUCCAGGCACUCGCAGGGGCUCAGGAUUCUCGGGUACACGCUGAAGUCAUGCGCGAGCGAGCUCGGUUUCCUAGUUUUCUCGCUGGCGAUGGCCAUCAUCAUAUUCGCCACCGUUAUGUUUUACGCGGAGAAAAACGAGCAAGAUACCAACUUCACAUCCAUUCCUGCUGCCUUCUGGUACACCAUCGUGACAAUGACCACUUUGGGUUACGGUGACAUGGUGCCUGGGACCAUAGCUGGCAAGAUUGUGGGAGGUGUCUGCUCACUGUCCGGAGUGCUUGUCAUCGCUUUACCUGUGCCCGUCAUUGUGUCCAACUUCUCCAGGAUCUACCAUCAGAACCAGAGGGCUGAUAAGCGGAAGGCGCAGAGGAAAGCCCGCCUUGCUCGUAUACGUAUCGCGAAGGCGUCGUCCGGCGCUGCGUUCGUUUCCAAGAAGAAGGCGGCAGAAGCGAGGUUGGCUGCGCAGGAGUCGGGCGUGGAGCUAGACGAUGCUGGACGGGAUGAGGACAUUUUCGAGUUGCAGCACCACCACCUGCUGAGAUGCUUGGAGCGUACAACUGAUCGGGAAUUCGUCGAAAUGGAGAACCCUUAUAACGGCGCAGCGAAGCGGCCCGGCUCCCCGUCACCACUGGCGUCGCCCGCGCACUCUGGCCGUGCGCCCGCGCUGCUCGCGUGCUGCGCCCGGUGCGGUUGCUGCCCGCAGAAGUACCAGGUCCUGCUUUUAGAUUCGAGUAGAAAGGGAAGAAUGAAGGGGGCUCGCCGGUACACCGCGACCUCUCGACCAUCUGACACAUCCGUCUCCGCCGCGCCCAGCGAAGACCCGUUACCACAAGCGUGUGGUAAAUACAUUCCGGCGGGGAGUACAGUGCAAGGAAACCAGACCGGUGUCGCCAUGGAUGGGACUUACUUAGUGGAAGCGUCUUUCUAGGGUCCAUCCACUAGCGCACACGUGGAAAGCUACGUGUAACAUGUAACCGCGUGCAACAUGUAACCGCGUGCAACAUGUAACAGCGUGCAACAUGUAACAGGGCGUAACAUGUAACAGGGCGUAACAUGUCGCAACACGCAACAGGACGCGACAGUGUAACUAGCAUUGGACUAGUGAACGGCGCCGGCCGUUAUGAUUUCUCAACAACAAUUAUUAGGUUACAAAUCAGAAUCUGUAUAAUUAAUGUCUUGUAAGUCUAACAUGAUACUGCCUAAUAUUAAAAUAUCAGAUUUGUAUUGUUUAUGGGAAUGUUAAUCACAGUAUUAACUGUAACGGGAUUUGUUCAGUGUUACUAUAUCAUCAUUUAUAGUUCCUAAUGUCUCUGGAACAUUAUUUGUUAAUUAAUUACAUAUAAAAUUGAUGGGAUUUCUAAUAAUAAAUGUUGAUACGUUUCAGACGAACAAUCCUCUUAUUUAUUAUCAGAGGAUUGUUCGUCUGAAAUGUAAAAAUUCAGACAGUUCAUGACGAACUCUGAUAGGAUAUCGAUGGAUUAAAUAUUUAGGUAGUUAAGCUUCAAGACAAGAAUUGUGUUAAUUGAAACAGUUCUAUAGUACAGGAUGGGUUACCGUUACUGUCUGUGUUUAGGAUACGACGGUGCAUCCUCUGCAGAUUCCUCUCCUAGUGUUAUAAAGUGAAACAGUAUUAAUUAAGGUUUUAAUAUUAAAAAAAAAAUGGAUCGAAUCUCGCUUCUCUGACAACGAGGUCCAGCUCUCAGGAGUACUAGAGGCGUUAUAGAAAAGACAGAUAGUUUCAAACUUCAUUAUAGUCAAUAGUAUUUCGAGUCAUAUCAAUAUUAGAACAGAUAAUGAAAUAAAA
Galleria mellonella (greater wax moth) is the source of this 2770-nucleotide messenger RNA. RefSeq names its product potassium voltage-gated channel protein Shal (gene Shal). Lineage: Eukaryota; Metazoa; Arthropoda; Insecta; Lepidoptera; Pyralidae. The transcript is spliced from 6 exons. Gene Ontology annotation, cellular component: membrane; voltage-gated potassium channel complex. The coding region runs from base 59 to 1894 and encodes 611 amino acids. The record is from RefSeq and is a predicted model, not a curated record. Gene Ontology annotation, molecular function: protein binding; A-type (transient outward) potassium channel activity. Gene Ontology annotation, biological process: protein homooligomerization; potassium ion transmembrane transport.